Panicum hallii is the source of this 1742-nucleotide messenger RNA. RefSeq names its product protein ALP1-like. Bases 973 to 1599 code for a protein of 208 amino acids. The transcript has 2 exons. The record is from RefSeq and is a predicted model, not a curated record. Lineage: Eukaryota; Viridiplantae; Streptophyta; Magnoliopsida; Poales; Poaceae.
UUUAAAGUACAAGGAGGCAGGAGGCAAAACAAAUUCCACCAUAACGUUAAUUCGAAAAAAAUAGCAAUAGCAUCACAAGUCAGGAGGCUAUGCACUCCCUUCUGCUGCUCUGUUCAAGUCUUUAUUGAUUAGCAACUAAUUCAUGUCUUUUAUUUUGAAUAGGGAAAUCAGAUUGGCAGAGCAAGAGGAAUGGUCAGGAACAACUGCAGCUAAGGUAUACUUCUAACACGAAACAUACCUCUACAUUAACAAUGGAUUAUAUUAUCUUCAUGUGUUGUGGAUUGGUAAUUUUUCUUUGUUGUCUAAUAAUAUAUAGAUGGAUGAGGACGAUCAGCUUAUUGUCUUUAUAGCUGCUGCUCAUGUGUUGCUUUCGAUGAUGGCAAUGGUUAUUAAAAGUAGAAAAAGAAAACGCCACGGUCAUACACCCGUAGGACAAAUUAGAUAUGCUCCAAUUGAUGAGAGGGAUAGGAGGAGGUUUUAGUACCUUAAUGAUAAAAUUUGGAAGAAUGAUGUUACCUGUGUCAAUAUGCUUAGACUUAAUAGAGCAUCGUUCUUUCACUUUUGUAAACUUUUUAGGGAUAAAGGUUUAUUAGAAGACACUACACACAUGUGUGUUGAGCAGCAAGUUGCUAUGUUUUUGCACACAAUUGGCCACAAUGUUAGGAAUAGGGUAGUUGCUACUAAUUUUGGUAGGUCCGGAGAAACCGUUAGUCGGUACUUCAAUAAAGUGCUUCAUGCAAUUGGAGAGCUACGCAACGACUUCAUUAAACCACCAUCAUAGGCGACACCAUCUAAAAUUCAAGGGAACCCACGAUGGGAUCCUUAUUUUAAGGUAGUGGUUGGUUUGUUUGCACAAAUUUUAUUGAUUCUAGGUACACUUUUGAGGCCUUACACAUUCUCAUUGUAAUGCUAAAAUAGGAUUGUAUUGCAGCUAUUGAUGGCACACAUAUUCGAGCGUCUAUUCCUAAGGAAAUGGAGGCUGCAUUUCGUGGUAGGAAGAGUUACACUACACAAAAUGUAAUGGCAGCCGUAGACUUUGAUCUACGGUUCACAUUUGUUAUAGCUGGUUGGGAGAGAACAGCCCAUGACGCCUCAAUUUUACGAGAUGCUUUAGAACGCCCAAAUGGUCUUCGUGUUCCCGAAGGCAAGUUCUACCUAGUUGAUGCCGGAUACGGAGCCAAACCGGAUUUUCUGCCUCCUUAUCGUGGUGUGAGGUACCACUUGAAUGAGUGGGGCAGCAACCCCGUACAAAAUGAGAAGGAAUUGUUCAACCUUAGGCACUCAUCUCUCAGGGUUACAGUAGAGCGUGCAUUUGGUUCUUUGAAGAGGCGAUUCAAAAUUCUUGAUGAUGCAAUACCAUUUUUUCCCUUCCCUACCCAAGUAGAAGUUGUUAUUGCUGCUUGCAUUAUUCAUAAUUGGGUCAUAGAAGAUGGCGGUGAUGAUUUGAUUAUAUUUGAAAAUGAUGACCUCCAUAGUAUUACCUAUCAAACAUCAACAUAUGGACAAGCAACAGAAUAUGCCUUCAUGGUUAAUUUUAGGCAAGAACUUGCCAAUGCCAUGUGGGUAGACCGUCAUCAAUAUUAUUCGAAUACUUCAUGAGUUAUGUAUCUUUUUAUUUGUUUGCAUGAACCUAUGUACUCUUUUAUUUGUAUGAGGCUAUGUAUUGUUUCCUAUGAACCUAUGUAUCUGUUGUUUUAUUUAAUGAUGAAUUCAGAUUUACUUUGUACUAUUUAUAUUGCUGA